This is a messenger RNA of Carlito syrichta (Philippine tarsier), 794 nucleotides long. Its product is annotated as tumor necrosis factor receptor superfamily member EDAR-like. Gene Ontology annotation, molecular function: signaling receptor activity. The annotation marks the transcript as partial. NCBI's taxonomy places the organism in Eukaryota, Metazoa, Chordata, Mammalia, Primates, Tarsiidae. Gene Ontology annotation, biological process: positive regulation of canonical NF-kappaB signal transduction; positive regulation of JNK cascade. The transcript has 4 exons. The record is from RefSeq and is a predicted model, not a curated record. Gene Ontology annotation, cellular component: plasma membrane.
CGGCCAGCCAUGCUUUAAAAGCCAGCAGGCACCGAGCGUCCGGGCCUGCUGCCCGUCCUCGGGUCUCCGAGACGGGCCUGGAGGCCACACCAUGGUCUGCGAGCUCCUGCUCUCAGGUGGGGACGAGGUCCCCGGCCGGCUCCUGAGGCCCAAGGCCUCCCGGAGAAGCGGCUCUGCCAGGGCCUUGUCGCUGCCGUCGUCGCCUUCGCAGCGUCCUGUCCCUCGCGAGAACGACGCCUCGUCUGAGAACGAGCAGCUGCUGAGCCGAAGCGUGGACAGCGACGAGGAGCCGGCCCCCGACAAGCAGGGCUCCCCUGAGCUGUGCCUGCUGUCGCUGGUGCACCUGGCCAGGGAGAAGCCUGCGCCCAGCAACAGGGCCGCCGGGAUUCAGAGCCGGAGGAAAAAGAUCCUGGACGUGUAUGCCAACGUGUGUGGCGUCGUGGAAGGUCUUAGCCCCACGGAGCUGCCGUUCGAUUGCCUUGAGAAGACCAGCCGAAUGCUCAGCUCCACGUACAACUCCGAGAAGGCCGUGGUGAAGACAUGGCGCCACCUGGCCGAGAGCUUUGGCCUGAAGCGGGAUGAGAUCGGGGGCAUGACCGACGGCAUGCAGCUCUUUGACCGCAUCAGCACGGCGGGCUACAGCAUCCCCGAGCUGCUCACAAAACUCGUGCAAAUCGAGCGGCUGGAUGCCGUGGAGUCCUUGUGUGCAGACAUCCUGGAGUGGGCAGGGGUCGUGCCACUGGCCCCCCAGCCGCCCACUGCGUCCUGAGGAGCACGCCUCGAGCUGUCCUCCC